Messenger RNA from Sinocyclocheilus rhinocerous, 1328 nucleotides. Its product is annotated as moesin-like. The transcript has 9 exons. Gene Ontology annotation, cellular component: cytoskeleton. The coding region runs from base 84 to 1145 and encodes 353 amino acids. The record is from RefSeq and is a predicted model, not a curated record. Lineage: Eukaryota; Metazoa; Chordata; Actinopteri; Cypriniformes; Cyprinidae. Gene Ontology annotation, molecular function: actin binding.
UAUCGCAAGUCCUUUCAUAUGACUCUGACGAGAGCGGACCACUACGAGAAGACAACCGUGAGGAACUAUAAAAAUAUAGCCAAAUGUCUAUAAAUGUGCGGGUCACUACAAUGGAUGCUGAGCUGGAGUUUGCCAUUCAGUCCAGUACAACUGGUAAACAACUUUUUGACCAAGUUGUGAAAACGAUUGGACUCCGAGAGAUCUGGUACUUUGGACUGCAGUAUCAGGACAGCAAGGGCUUCUCUACAUGGCUGAAACUCAAUAAGCGGGUGAAAGAGGGGAUCUUGAACGAUGAUAUCUACUGUCCACCUGAAACGGCCGUUCUCCUGGCCUCAUAUGCUGUGCAGAUGAAAUACGGAGACUACAACAACGAAUAUCACGUGCCUGGAUAUAUGUGCAGAGACAAACUGCUGCCACAAAGAGUUCUAGAACAACACAAACUGACUAAAGAGCAGUGGGAAGAACGAAUCCAGGUGUGGCAUGAGCAACACAAACGCAUGCUCAGAGAGGACGCUAUGAUAGAAUACUUGAAGAUUUCCCAGGAUCUGGAGAUGUAUGGAGUGAACUAUUUCAGCAUCAAAAACAAAAAAGGAUCGGAGUUGUGGUUGGGUGUUGAUGCUUUGGGACUCAACAUAUAUGAACGUUCAGACAAGCUGACACCUAAGAUCGGAUUCCCUUGGAGUGAGAUACGGAAUAUUUCUUUCAGUGACAAGAAAUUUGUCAUUAAGCCCAUAGACAAAAAGUCACCGGACUUUGUGUUCUAUGCACCUCGUCUGCGCAUUAACAAGCGUAUCCUGGCUCUGUGCAUGGGAAACCAUGAUCUUUAUAUGCGACGCCGCAAGCCAGACACCAUUGAGGUGCAGCAGAUGAAAGCUCAGGCCAGAGAGGAGAAGAAUAAGAGACAACAAGAGAGAGCACUUCUGGAAAAUGAGAAAAAAAGAAGAGAAAAUGCAGAAAAAGAAACUGAGAAGAUUGCAAGAGAGACGAUGGAGCUCAUGGAAAGACUUCGACAAAUUGAAGAGCAGACCAAAAAAGCUCAAGAGGGUUGGAACUACAAAUGUCUACCUAUUAGUACAAAUGUCACAUUAAUAGUUUAUGGGUUUGAUAAAGUGUGUAAUUUCCUCUCAACUAACGUUACCAAAUAGAAUUGGAAAAAAAAAUAGUGGCUGUUCUUGAAUAGGUUUCCUAAAUACACCACCUGUCUGCAAUUGGUCACAUAGUCCCGCCACACGCUGAAGCUAUUGGUUGAUACAUUGUUGCUGUGAAAGGCUGGAUGCUCAAACGGAGACACCUUAAAUAUUUCUAUCAUAUUUUACUUUUCCGAAAAG